Coregonus clupeaformis (lake whitefish) is the source of this 3271-nucleotide messenger RNA. Its product is annotated as E3 ubiquitin/ISG15 ligase TRIM25-like. NCBI's taxonomy places the organism in Eukaryota, Metazoa, Chordata, Actinopteri, Salmoniformes, Salmonidae. Gene Ontology annotation, molecular function: zinc ion binding; protein binding. The record is from RefSeq and is a predicted model, not a curated record.
AUGGCUCAGCAGGGAGUUCUGCUGGACCAGGACCAGUUCUGUUGUUCUGUCUGUCUGGAUCUACUGAAGGAGCCAGUGGCUAUCCCCUGUGGACACAGUUACUGUAGAAGCUGUAUUGAGGGCUGCUGGGAUCAGGAUGUUCUGAAAGGGGUCUAUAGCUGUCCUCAGUGCAGAGAGACCUUCACUCCAAGGCCUAAUCUGAGGAAAAAUAACAUGUUGGCUGAAGUGGUGGAGAACCUGAAGAAGACAGGACUCCAGGCUGCUCCCCCUCCUGCUCUGUGCUAUGCUGGACCUGGAGAUGUGGCGUGUGAUGUCUGCACUGGGACCAGAAAGCAGAAAGCCCUCAUGUCCUGUUUGGUGUGUCUGGCCUCUUACUGUGAGACUCACCUCCAACCUCACUAUGAAUCUCCUGCUUUCAAGAAGCACAAGCUGGUCAAAGCCACUGCACAACUACAGGAGAAGAUCUGCUCUCAUCAUGACAAACUGCUGGAGGUUUACUGUCGUACCGAUCAGCAGUGUAUCUGUUAUCUGUGUACAAUGGAUGAACAUAAAGGCCAUGAUACAGUGUCAGCUGCAGCAGAGAGGACUGAGAAACAGAGGCAGCUGGGGAUGAGUCAGCAGAAAGUCCAGCAGAGAUUCCAGGAGAGAGAGAAGGAGCUGAAGGAGCUCCAACAGGCUGUGGAGUCUCUCAAGCGCUCUGCACAGGCAGCAGUGGAGGACAGUGAUAAGAUCUUUACCGAGCUGAUCCGCUCCAUUGAGAGAAGGCGCUCUGAGGUGAAGGAGCUGAUCAGAGCCCAAGAGAAGGCUCAAGUGAGUCAAGCUGAAGGACUCCUGGAGCAACUGGAGCAGGAGAUAGCUGAGCUGAGGAAGAGAAGCACUGAGCUGGAGCAGCUCUCACACACAGAGGAUCACAUACAUUUCCUCCAGAGAUAUCAGUCUCUCUCCGGUACCAGUGUAUCUUCAGACUUACCCAGCAUCGUUGUCCGUCCUCUUCAGUACUUUGGAGAUGUGAGUAAGACUGUGUCUGAACUGAGAGAGAAACUAGAAGACGUCCUUAAAGGAGAAUGGACCAAGAUCUCCACUACAGUGAAUAUAGUGGAUGUUGUACUGCCUCCAGAGCCCAAGACCAGAGAACAGUUCUUACAAUGGAAUUCCUGUCAGCUCACACUGGACCCAAACACAGCACAGACACUCCUCUCUCUGUCUGAAGGGAACAGAAAGGUGACACGUACAGGCCAAGUCCAACCAUAUCCUGAUCAUCCAGACAGAUUCACAUACUACUACCAGGUUCUGUGUAGAGAGGGUCUGUCUGGACGCUGUUACUGGGAGGUGGAGUGGAGUGGGUGGUUUGUUACAGCAGUCUCAUAUAAAGACAUCAGCAGAACAGAGACAGAUGGUGGAUUUGGAGCGAAUGACAAGUCCUGGAGUUUAGAGUGUCGUAGAGGUGGUUAUUGGUUCAGACACAAUAAUGUUGUGACUAAAGUAUCAGGCCCUCAGUCCUCCAGAGUAGGAGUGUACCUGGAUCACAAGGCAGGUACUCUGUCCUUCUACAGUGUCUCUGACACAAUGACCCUCCUCCACAGAGUCCAGACCACAUUCAUUCAGCCCCUCUAUCCUGGGUUUUAUCUCUAUAAUGCUACGGGAGAGAGCACCAAAAUGGCAGAGAAUCAGGAACUGUUCUGUUGCUCCAUCUGUCUGGGUCCACUGAAGGAUCCGGUGACUACUACCUGUGGACACAGCUACUGUAUGGGCUGUAUUAAAGAAAGCUGGGAUCAGGAUGAUCUGAAAGGGGUCUAUAGCUGUCCUCAGUGCAGAGAGACCUUCACUCCAAGGCCUAAUCUGAGGAAAAAUAACAUGUUGGCUGAGUUGGUGGAGAAACUGAAGAAGACAGGACUCCAGGCUGCUCCCCCUCCUGCUCUGUGCUAUGCUGGACCUGGAGAUGUGGCGUGUGAUUUCUGCACUGGGACCAGAAAGCAGAAAGCCCUCAUGUCCUGUCUGGUGUGUCUGGCCUCUUACUGUGAGACUCACUCCAACCUCACUAUGAAUCUCCCUGCUUUCAAGAAGCACAAGCUGGUCAAAGCCACCGCACAACUACAGGAGAAGAUCUGCUCUCAUCAUGACAAACUGCUGGAGGUUUUCUGUCGUACCGAUCAACAGUGUAUCUGUCUGCUGUGUGUGAUGAAUGAACAUAAAGGCCAUGAUACAGUGUCAGCUGCAGCAGAGAGGACUGAGAAACAGAGGCAGCUGGGGAUGAGUCAGCAGAAAGUCCAGCAGAGAUUCCAGGAGAGAGAGAAGGAGCUGAAGGAGCUCCAACAGGCUGUGGAGUCUCUCAAGCGCUCUGCACAGGCAGCAGUGGAGGACAGUGAUAAGAUCUUUACCGAGCUGAUCCGCUCCAUUGAGAGAAGGCGCUCUGAGGUGAAGGAGCUGAUCAGAGCCCAAGAGAAAGCUCAAGUGAGUCAAGCUGAAGGACUCCUGGAGCAACUGGAGCAGGAGAUGGCUGAGCUGAGGAAGAGAAGCACUGAGCUGGAGCAGCUCUCACACACAGAGGAUCACAUCCAUUUCCUCCAGAGUUAUCAGUCUCUCUCCAGUACCAGUGUAUCUUCAGACUUACCCAGCAUCGUUGUCCGUCCUCUUCAGUACUUUGGAGGGAGUAAGACUGUGUCUGAACUGAGAGAGAAACUAGAAGACGUCCUUAAAGGAGAAUGGACCAAGAUCUCCACUACAGUGAAGAUAGUGGAUGUUGUACUGCCUCCAGAGCCCAAGACCAGAGAACAGUUCUUACAAUAUUCCUGUCAGCUCACACUGGACCCAAACACAGCAGGCACAUACCUCUCUCUGUCUGAAGGGAACAGAAAGGUGACCUAUACAGGCCAAGUCCAACCAUAUCCUGAUCAUCCAGACAGAUUCACCAACUACUACCAGGUUCUGUGUAGAGAGGGUCUGUCUGGAUGCUGUUACUGGGAGGUGGAGUGGAGUGGGGAGUGUGUUACAUCAGUCUCAUAUAAAGACAUCAGCAGAACAGGGACAGAUGGUGAAUUUGGAGAGAAUAACAAGUCCUGGUGUUUAGUAUGUUAUAGUGGUGGUUAUUUUUUCAGACACAAUAAUGUUAUGACUAAAGUAUCAGGCCCUCAGUCCUCCAGAGUAGGAGUGGACCUGGAUCACAAGGCAGGUACUCUGUCCUUCUACAGUGUCUCUGACACAAUGACCCUCCUCCACAGAGUCCAGACCACAUUCACUCAGCCCCUCUAUCCUGGGUUUAAUCUCGAUAAUG